AUUUAUUUCUUUCGUUGGCUAACAACAUUCAAAGUGACCAAAUCAUCAAACAUUAGACCUUAUUAGUUUGUCAAUAUUUUUAUUAUUGUCGUGAGAUGAAGUGUGGAAUAUUGUUCAUUGCGCUGGUAUCAGUGCUAUCGUUGGACGCGAAUGCAGUAUCGGUUGAUUAUUAUCCUCAUGAUCAUCAUUCACAUCCAGCCCAUGUUAAAUAUAUUGAGCCAACACAUGUGAAACCUGUAAACUAUAUUCAAUCAGCACCAAUUGCACCAGUUUACAAACACAUUCAAGCCGCUCCAGUCAAAUACGUUCAUCCCGAACCACAUCACGUGAAAUAUGUGGAUAAUCAUUAUGCGAAAAAAUUCUAUGAGCCAGAAUAUAAGCAUGUUGAAUAUGAUGCGCCAGCCCAAUACGAAUUUGGUUAUGACGUGAAUGACCCGAACACCGGCGAUGUAAAAAGUCAUUCGGAAAAAAGAGACGGACACACGGUGCAUGGUAGCUAUACAGUUUUGGAUCCAGACGGUUUUAAACGAAUUGUUGAAUAUACGGCUGACGAACAUAAUGGCUUUAAUGCGGUUGUACGACGUGAACCAGUCGAUGUCAAAGUCAUUAAAAAGGUCUAUGAACCAGAAUUAGUUAAACAUGUCGCUCCAGUUGCCGUUAAAUACUAUACCCCACAGCACGAGGCAAUCGUUGCUGAACCACCAAAAUAUGUUGCACCCGUACACCAAAAGGUGUUUUCGCCAAUAGUCAAGCAAUAUACGGUUCCUCCACAGUACUAUGCAAAACCGGAACAUCCAAAAUUUUUCAAACCAAUUGAAACAGUUGCAAAAAUUGUGAAACCAUCAUACGAAUACGAUCCACAUCCACAUCAUACAGCUGUUAAAUAUGUAACACCAGGCCAACACUACAAUCAUUAUUAAUGACAUCCAUUUGAUCAUUCUCUAUAUAAUAUAUGUAUUACAAUCUUUUGAAUUUUAUCUUUUAUCGCUAAGUAUAGAGUAUUAUGUAAAUAAAUGUUUAUUGAUUUGAAUGAAUGAA
This is a messenger RNA of Contarinia nasturtii (swede midge), 1038 nucleotides long. Its product is annotated as pupal cuticle protein Edg-84A-like. Gene Ontology annotation, cellular component: extracellular matrix. Bases 96 to 920 code for a protein of 274 amino acids. The record is from RefSeq and is a predicted model, not a curated record. The transcript is spliced from 2 exons. NCBI's taxonomy places the organism in Eukaryota, Metazoa, Arthropoda, Insecta, Diptera, Cecidomyiidae.